AUGAGCGUCCCACGCGCAAUUCGCAAAGCCUUCCUCGCUGUAGAAACGGCCGAGGGGGCUGGCGCCAGGGUCAGGAGGUCGAUUGGCACGCCACAAUUGCGCAACUUUAGCCCGUUCCUCAUGCUGGAUCAUUUCAAUGUGAAGCCCGGCGCUGGGUUUCCCGACCACCCUCAUCGUGGUCAAGAGACCAUCACCUAUAUGCUCUCCGGCGCGUUCGACCACGAGGACUUUGCAGGCAACGCGGGCCGCAUCCACGCAGGCGACCUUCAGUUCAUGACGGCCGGCCGCGGCAUCGUGCACAGCGAGAUGCCCGCCCCCGAGAGCCCGGACGGGGAAGCGAACACGGGCCUGCAGCUGUGGGUGGAUCUGCCACGGGAGCUCAAGAAGUGCGAGCCGCGGUACCGCGACCUGCGCGCGGCCGAGAUCCCGAAGGCGGAGGCAGACGACGGAAAGGUCUCUGUGAAGGUCAUCUCGGGCAAGAGCCAAGGCGUCGACUCGGUACAGGACCUGGCAUAUACGCCUGUGUGGCUGCUCGACGUGACGGUGCGGCCCGGCGGCACGCUCGCGCAGGAGGUGCCCAAGGGUUUCAACGCGUUUGUGUACACGCUCGAGGGAACGACCCGGUUCGGGGCGGAGAAGAAGGAAGUCGGGCGGUACCACAAUGUUGUCUUUGAGGAGGAGGGCGACCUGAUCGUCGCGGAGAACGACAAGGACAGCGCGCAGGACGCCAGGUUCGUCAUCGUGGCGGGCCAGAUCCUGGACCAGCCCGUGGUGCAGUAUGGGCCGUUCGUGGUAACCUCGAGGGAGGAGGUCAUGGAGGCCAUGUUUGACUACCAGACACACUCGAACGGAUUCGAGAGGGCAGAGGGUUGGGCGAGUGAGAUUGGCAAGUCGAUGGUGCAUUAG
Cryphonectria parasitica EP155 is the source of this 906-nucleotide messenger RNA. RefSeq lists its product as uncharacterized. The transcript has 2 exons. Bases 1 to 906 code for a protein of 301 amino acids. Lineage: Eukaryota; Fungi; Ascomycota; Sordariomycetes; Diaporthales; Cryphonectriaceae. The record is from RefSeq and is a predicted model, not a curated record.